Etheostoma spectabile (orangethroat darter) is the source of this 7485-nucleotide messenger RNA. It is a transcript of the gene taok1b, whose product is annotated as TAO kinase 1b. Gene Ontology annotation, cellular component: cytoplasm. The transcript is spliced from 21 exons. Gene Ontology annotation, biological process: protein phosphorylation; regulation of cytoskeleton organization. The record is from RefSeq and is a predicted model, not a curated record. NCBI's taxonomy places the organism in Eukaryota, Metazoa, Chordata, Actinopteri, Perciformes, Percidae. Gene Ontology annotation, molecular function: ATP binding; protein serine/threonine kinase activity. Bases 739 to 3780 code for a protein of 1013 amino acids.
CACAGCAGUACCAAACUGAGAUUAGGGAGGGGGCAACGUGUACCCUGUACCGUACAGCUGUAAAGCAUCAACAAGCCUCUCCAAUCGUCACACGUGCACUCUUGUACCGCUCCGAUUCUGUGCUUUUUCCGAUUCAUUUGCUCCUUGAUUCCUUCGCGAUGGAAGGGAGGUGAUUCUCAUCGCCGCCAUUUUUUGGGGAACUGCCUAUUGAAGAGAGAAACUUUGACGUUAGCAGCUAUCUAGUUGGCCAGUAUCUUGCCUGCCUACCCGUUCGUUGUGACUGCUAUAACGCCUGGCAGUCGUACAGCCACAGCAGCUUGCUUCACGUUGGAAUAAAUUAUCCCUGCGGCCGACCAUUAUACAUGACAAAGACAACGGUUAUUGCUAAAGUGAACGAUGUAGAUAGAAGUCAGUGUGCUCGUCUAUAUUGGGCAGUGCAAUUGUGCGGCUGGAUUAGCAUUGCUAAUGUGUAGCUAGGGAGUUCACACUUUGAUUUCUCUGGACUGCAAUGCCUCGUCUGUGAUUUAGCGUCAGUCACUUAAAGUUACUCUGCUGGAAUAACCAGCCGUUUAUACACCACUUCGCAACCUGUGUGGAUUCAUUUAAACCGGGUGCCCAUGUGCUGGUUCCUUAGGCCCAUCCAUUACUGCAGAUGAAUCUUCAGCUGCUUUGGUGUAGCUCAGCACCCAGAUAGUCCCAUCCCCUUUGAGUGGGUGACAAGGGACUACAUUAACCAGGAUGCCCUCCUCUGUAAGGGCAGGGAGCCUAAAGGAUCCGGAUGUGGCUGAGCUUUUCUUCAAAGAAGACCCAGAGAAGCUUUUCUCUGACCUCCGAGAGAUUGGCCAUGGCAGCUUUGGCGCUGUCUACUUUGCACGAGAUGUACGCACAAAUGAGGUGGUGGCAAUUAAAAAGAUGUCCUACAGUGGCAAACAGUCCAAUGAGAAAUGGCAGGAUAUUAUAAAGGAGGUGAAGUUUCUCCAGAGGAUCCGGCACCCCAACAGUAUAGAAUACAAAGGUUGUUACCUCCGAGAGCACACAGCAUGGCUGGUGAUGGAGUACUGUCUCGGCUCAGCCUCCGACCUGCUAGAAGUUCAUAAAAAACCUUUACAAGAAGUAGAGAUUGCUGCAAUUACACAUGGUGCUCUGCAAGGGCUGGCCUACCUUCAUUCCCACAAUAUGAUCCACAGGGAUGUGAAGGCCGGUAACAUUCUGCUGACUGAGCCUGGGCUGGUCAAACUGGCAGACUUUGGCUCUGCCUCCAUUGCCUCACCUGCCAACUCCUUUGUGGGAACGCCAUAUUGGAUGGCCCCAGAGGUCAUUCUAGCUAUGGACGAGGGCCAGUAUGAUGGGAAGGUGGACAUCUGGUCCUUAGGGAUCACCUGUAUAGAAUUAGCGGAGAGGAAGCCUCCCUUGUUUAACAUGAAUGCAAUGAGUGCCUUAUACCACAUAGCGCAAAAUGAGAGCCCCACACUGCAAUCCAGUGAAUGGACUGAUUACUUUAGAAACUUUAUUGAUUCUUGCCUUCAGAAAAUCCCCCAAGACAGACCACACUCUGACGAUAUGCUGGGUCAUGCGUUUCUGCAGCGUGAACGUCCGGACUCAGUGCUCAUGGAUCUUAUUCAGAGGACCAAGGAUGCAGUGCGGGAGCUUGACAACCUGCAGUAUCGCAAGAUGAAGAAGAUCCUCCUUCAGGAGGCCCACAACGGACCCACAGCAGAAGCCCAGGAUGGAGACGAGGAGCUGGAGCCAAGCGGAGGACGGACAGGAACAGUGAACAGUGUCGGCAGUAAUCAGUCCAUUCCCAGCAUGUCCAUCAGCGCCAGCUCCCAGAGCAGCUCUGUCAACAGUCUGAACGAAGCGGCCCAGGACAGCCGCAGUGAGCUGGAACUGAUGGAGGGAGACCACACCGUCAUGUCCAACAGCUCCGUCAUACACCUCAAACCGGAAGAAGAGGAGAGUUUCUCUGGGGAGCAGGCAGCCAGCAAUGAACCCUCUGAGCCCCAGCCAACACCAGCUCAGCCCCCGAGGAAGCACUACCGCAACAGAGAGCACUUUGCCACCAUACGCACAGCGUCACUCGUGACCCGUGAGAUGCAGGAACACGAGCAGGACUCGGAGCUGCGGGAGCAGAUGUCUGGAUACAAACGCAUGAGGAGGCAACAUCAGAAGCAUCUGAUGGCCCUGGAGAACAAGCUGAAAGGGGAGAUGGAUGAGCACAGGCUGAGGCUGGACAAAGAGCUGGAGAGCCAGAGGAACAACUUCACCCAGGAAAUGGAGAAGCUGCUCAAAAAACACCAGACGGCCCUGGACAAAGACCUUAAGACGUUUACCAACGACGAGAAGAAGUUCCAGCAGCACAUCCAGGUGCAGCAAAAGAAGGAGCUCAGCAGCUUCCUGGAGUCACAGAAGCGGGAGUAUAAACUACGCAAGGAGCAGCUCAAAGAGGAACUGAGCGAGAACCAGUCGACUCCUAAGAAAGAGAAGCAGGAGUGGCUGUCCAAGCAGAAAGAGAACAUCCAGCACUUCCAGGCGGAGGAGGAGGCCAACCUGCUCAGGAGACAGAGGCAGUACCUGGAGCUAGAGUGCCGGCGGUUCAAACGUAGGAUCCUCAUCGCCAGACACAAUGUGGAGCAGGAUCUUGCUAGAGAGGAGCUGAACAAACGGCAGACACAGAAGGACCUGGAGCAUGCCAUGCUGCUCAGACAUCACGAGUCGAUGCAGGAGCUGGAGUUCAGGCAUCUGGGGACGAUCCAGAGGGCGCGGGCAGAGCUGAUCCGGACCCAGCACCAGACAGAGCUCACCAACCAGCUGGAAUACAAUAAGAGAAGGGAGAGGGAGCUGAGGCGGAAGCAUGUCAUGGAGGUCCGUCAGCAGCCCAAGAGCCUCAAGUCCAAGGAGCUUCAGAUUAAAAAGCAGUUCCAGGAGACUUGUAAAACCCAGACCAGGCAGUACAAGGCCCUCCGGAACCAUCUGCUGGAGACCACGCCAAAGGCUGAUCACAAGGCCGUGCUCAAGAGGCUGAAGGAGGAGCAGACCAGGAAGCUGGCCAUCCUGGCUGAGCAGUACGACCACUCCAUUAAUGAAAUGCUCUCUACACAGGCUCUGCGGUUAGAUGAAGCUCAAGAGGGGGAAUGUCAGGUUUUAAGGAUGCAGCUGCAGCAGGAGUUGGAGCUGCUCAACGCCUAUCAGAGCAAGAUCAAGAUGCAAACAGACGCUCAGCACGACAAGGAGAGGAGGGAGCUGGAGCAGAGGGUCUCACUGCGGAGGGCCCUGCUGGAGCAGAAAAUUGAGGAGGAAAUGCUUGCGCUGCAGAACGAGCGCCUGGAGCGAAUCCGCUCACUGCUGGAACGCCAGGCCCGAGAGAUCGAGGCUUUUGACUCGGAGUCAAUGCGGCUGGGCUUCAGCAACAUGGUGCUCACUAACCUGGCUCCCGAUUCCCAGGGAGGCUGGGGGGGAGGAGGUGGAGGUGGCCAGGGGGCUCAGGGUGGAGGCCACUGGCUUGGUGGAGGAGGCGCCCACCAUAGUCAUCACCACCAGGGGGGCUCCAGCUCACAGCAGCCCUGGGGUCACCCCAUGCUUGCUGGGGGACCGCCACCCUGGAGCCUCCACCACCCUGGAGGAGGGAAUCAGAGGGGUAGCGCGGGAGGCGCAGGAGGGGUGAGGAACAGCCCUCAGGCUAUGAGGAGGACGCCAUCGGGGGGGAGAAAUGAACAGGGCAUGAGCAGGAGCGCCAGCAUCACCUCUCAGAUCUCCAACGGAUCCCACCUGUCAUACACUUAGAACACAAACACACACAAGCAACACGAUAAUUGUCUUAAAGUCAAAUUCUUGUGCGCCAAGGUUGACGCCACACAGACACACACCAUUCAUGCACCACACAUGAUUCACAUACACUUUUUUUGCCACAGUCCGUCUAACACACGCUGCACAGUGCUAAGACUGGGCUUACCUCAGCCCAGUUUCUCUCCAUCAACACUGCUCUCUUACAGCAGUCUACUGCUAGCAGCAGUCUGUGGAAACCCAGAAGUCUUGAGACUCAUCCAAGAUGGCUGAGGGCCAUAUACAGAAAGCCACAGUGCAAUAGUGUCAUUUUUACUGUAGCCUUCAGUGUUAUUUUAUGUGUUUUGCCAUGUUAGUCUCUGUUGCCAUUGACCCAAAGUAGUAUAAGCAUAUCAUCUACCAUGGAGUUUAUUAUUAAGAGCUUGUUUUGCAGUAUGCAGUUUAAUACAUGUGGGGUAAAUUGGAUGCUUUCACAAUACGGUGCAUUGUGGGAACAUUUGCAUCCAGUGUGCAAUUUGUAGAAUUACAUUUGAAAAAUGUGUUACCUCAAAUCACUCACAGCUCAAGAUUUAAGCACAGACAUCUUACUGAUAGAAAGUGUAAUGAGAUUGUUGUUUAUGUGCAGUUACAGACGAAUGAGAAGGCAGGUGGUAAUGUAGGUGUCUAAUUUAAGAUUAAAGAACAGACAGUUUCAGAACACAUUGGGUCUAGAAGGAUCAUGAAAAAAGUACAAAGGUUGUUUUAAGUAAGUACCAGUGGGUAUUUGAUUUUAUAGUAGUAUCACAGGGACGUCCAAAGUGUCACAAAUAGCUAAGAGCAUGCAAUCUUUCAAUUCAGCCGAAGUGACUUAACUGAGAGGGUUAUUCUCCACCAGUGAGGAAAUCUAACCAGUGAAAUCACCUUAUGCAAUGUGUUACUGAUAUGGAGUUUUUGUGUACUGUGAGCAGGGCUACAAAAAUGCCAAAGUUAUGGGUGCACAGUUGGAUCCAUACCAACAUACUCUUAUGUAUUUAAUGAGAUUGUGCCAGAGAUGUCAGUGGAAAUUCAGGUAUUACUAUGUGGCCAAGUUAAAUGCAUGUGUUGCUGGAUUGAAGGAGAGAAAGGGGUCAUUUCUUGCGCAUCCUCAUUGGCUCAGCUCUUGGGUUUCCACAGACCUCUGCCCACUCUUUACUUACGGCUGCCCAGUGGACAGCCAGUCUGAGGGAUACUGUAGCCUUAUUAGACCACAGCCGUCAUAACAGGGAUGGGUUUUCAGCAGCAUCUAACCUCUACUUGAAUAGUAUCAAAACUAAUGUUCACUCCUAAAUUGUUUGCAGUAAUUUUCUGGUCUAAUCGGGCCCUGUGUUGAUCCAUCAUAGCAAUGCACGAUGCAGUUAAAAAAAACUUUCUCUGACAAAUAGAACCAUGCCUGUUGGUCUACCUCAAGAACAUUCGAGCAGAGCUUCACCACAGGGUGUCAUCAUUAACAAUGACUUGCACUUUGGCACAGGCCUUCACCCACACUAAACAAUGAUUAGAUUAUCACACACACACACACACACACACACACACACACACACACACACACACACAUGCAUACAAUAGUUAUAGAAUUGUUAUUCCCCAGUGAAACAGUAUGUCCCUUCGCCCACUUGGUUGAUGAAUGCAUAUACAUGUGUACAUUUUGUGAAAAUGAGAUUGGGACAUAAAAGUUGUUAAAAACAGAAGAAAAAUGACAUACUCAGCAGUUGUUUGUUGAGUUGGCUACAAAUGAGCAACACACUUGGCAGCAUUUGUGUCGGCGCAACAAAUCCAUCUCAGUUGCCCAAUUGCCUAAAAAUGACCCUGUGUGUUUUUAAUUUAAAAAAAAAAAUGGGACUAGAAUUACAGUGAAUGGGCAGGAGCGUAAAUGAGGAGCUUUACUAGCCCUCUGCUGGUUGGUGACUGCUGAAUGUCUCGUUGGGCGGGUGGGCGGUGAUGCUGUGAUCUCUGCUGCCAUGCUCCUGCGACCUUCCCCGGUCUGACAUCCCACUCUGUCUCAUCCCCGGUGAACCCAAUGUCAUGUUCUGACCAGCGACCUCCCUGAUUCCCUUCACCUUCGUUUCCUCCCCUCCUCAGCCUGUUGUGGUCGUCACCCCCUCCUUGAUCUAAUUGGGAAGAGCUCUUUAAGUAAAAUAAAGUAGAUAUAUGUAUGUAUUAUUAUAUAAAUCUAUGAAAAGGGUUAUAGAAAAAAACAAGAUAAAGGUGGAAGUACUAUUGAGAAAUGCAGAGAUUAUGCAUUAUACUUUUUAAAGGAGGAAUGUACAGGAAACUUGUUAAUAUUGUACUGUAUAUUUUGAAUUUGAAAAUAUGAAAAUCCAAUUGACAAAUCAAAUACAAAUUAACUAGUGAUGCGGACACAGUGAUGUGGUUUUAGACCAGCGGUAUUCAAAUGAACGUUCAAUUUACAGCUGCUGGGUUUUCCCUGUCUUGCAGCUGCGAGUUCUGAAACUUGAUACAGAUAUUCUGUUGUGAAUGAUAACACAACUCUAGGUCAUAUUGCAUUGAGUAAAUGGCAACAUUUUGUUUAAUGCUGAAUAAGGGUGAUUUUGCACAUAAUUUGAAAUCUAGUUAGGUGUAGCUUUGCAUUAGCAAUGGCUAUAUUUUAUUGACAUGAUACCCAACAUAGAAGACUCAAUGUGUCUAUUUAGGUUUUUCAUGGUUUUUAGAAGACUCAGCCCUAAAGUGAAUGUUAUAAUAACACAGAACAGUAAAGAAUUGUCUUCAAAUAGCUGAAUUCUACAAUAUUUGGUUUAUUAUACAACCAAAAUUCUUGCACAAGACGGUGAAAACACAUCUGUUGUUUUAUAUCUACAAAAGGGUUACUCUUAGGUGUUGUGGGGUCCAUUAAUAUAAUUUGUACUUCAGCAAUGAAACAUCCACCCUCUUCUGUUGUGGUUAUACACAAAGCAUUUUCACACUGCACUUAAGUUUUUGCCUUUUUAUCUUACCACCCUGCACUCAGAAUUUAUAAUGAUGUUGUUUCUCUUGGCUAAGUUCGUAAAACAGGAAAACAACAGAAUGUGGUGGUCAAACUGUUCUCUUCAGCCAGUAUGCCGUUGUACCAAACUCUUUCAUCAAACCUUUUUCCAGUUCUCUAAUGUUUAAUUUCCUUUUAUGCGAGAAAGGUUAAUUUUACUUUCCAGAAGAUGUCAGCAGAUUUCGGCCAUAUUUUUAGACCUUUUCUUGUGUUUACUAGAACUCCCAGGUGUUUUGCGAGGUAGUCGGGCAGAGUCCAGCUUUAGACCUUGGUCACUCUGAACUGGAUCAGUUGCACUGAUUGCACAAGUGAUUGACCAGAUUAAAGAGUCUACUGUGAUUCCCAUAGUGUUGCUGAGGGACUGCUGCCAUUGGCUGAAAUAGGCGAGGGUUACGUCUCUGUACAGUCUGUUUAUCAGUAUUCCCUUUAUCUCUCCUGUCAUUUGGUGGAUCUUGCUGUUUUAUUCUCCUUAGCCCAGGGACCUGUAUUAAACUGUAUUAAAUUGUAUAGAUUGUGCAAAAAGCUGAAUGUCGCAUAGCAGAAGAGAAAAGCUAUUCCUUACAGAUGACAAAGUGAUUUAAAAUGUAUCAAAGACAUUGAGAAACAAAGUUUAGGUGGAUAAAUGUAAUAUUUUGUUUGUAAUUACUAUUUUUAGUUGGAAGAGGGCUACUGGAUAAAGAAUCAUCUGUAAUAAAGUAAUUUUAAUA